GGCAGUCAGUUAGUGAGACGCGCGCUCAGGUGCUGUGUAUACGGGGUCGCACCCGCUCUCUACCGAGCUCUCUCCACUCUCUCGGGACUUACUGCUACACACGCACACACACACACGUAUAGUGUUGUGUAUAUUAGAAAGAUAUUGUGUAUGCUAUAGUUAAUUUAUAAACGGUGAAAUAUUUGUUCAUAGAAAAGUAUAUUUGUCUAAGUGUUUUAUAUCACGGUUGGUGUUAUAUAUACGACAAUAAGGAGACUAUGAGUGUACAAGGUGUACAGGAAGUGAUACUUGAGGCGUCAGUGUGAAGGAGCGCCACAGGCCUCAGUGGUGGUGGUGGUUUAGGCUCCUGAGCGGGGUUAUGGCGCAGCUCAGUCCUCCACGUUAGCAUGUUAACGGAGGUGUUGUCGCGGGUGGUGGUGCUUUCGCAGGAGGUGGCCCGCUCCUUGGGGGUCAUGUGGCCACACAACGACGGGCGAGAGCCAGACGUGGGGGAGUGCGCCCCCCGCUGGACCAGCCCUACGGACAUGGCGGCAUUGGGCAGCGUGGUGUGUGUGCCACCCUCGCCACACACUCGUGGCCCCCCCAUCACGCGCCUCCUCUCCAACUCUCCCCCAAACUGUGAUACUAGUGAUAAUAAGGACUGUGAUGUGGUGCGGGCGGGGCUUCCUUGUUGCUAUAUGGACGACCACGAGCUAGGCGACACGGCCGCCACUCCCGCGCCCGCCAGUACGGUGACGCGGCUACAGUUACCUCUCACGGACCCCAGGUGUGACAGUGACAAUGACAGUGGGUUAGUGAGCUGCGGGGACAGUGACCACACGCACACUCAUGAUAACGGGGACACGCUCGUGCCACCUUUCCUCUUGUGUGAUAAUGAGCCGCCCGUCCUGGCCGCCCCCGCCACAGACUCUCCCAUCCCCUUCCGUCCAGACUUUGACCAUGCGGUGCCACUCAAUAUGGACCACCUGGCGUCCAAGUACCAUACUAUUACGCCGCCCGCUUUUUCUCACAUCCACGCCCCUGGUGACCACUUGGCCAACCCUUGGUCCAGGUCACGCAGUAGCCGUUACGAGGACCAGGGCUUCGGUGAUCUGUCGCGGCGGGACCACACGGCCCUCAGCGACCCUCACCAGGACCACGCUGUGUUCAGUGAGCCAAGCCCCGUCCUCAACAACGACUCCAGCACCCACAACUACCUCACCAUAACCUCCACUUGUAACAAUAACAAGUUGAACAAUAAGAAAAAGAACAAGGAGAGGGGUGUUGAGGUGAGGAGUAGCGGGGAGGAGGACGAGGCUCUGGGUCACUUGGAGAACUUCCAGUACCCGCCGGCCCCAGAACGUUCAGAGAACCCCUUCGACUCCACCUUCAAGAGGGCGCUAAACACCACAUACAGACGCUUCAGAUUCAAAAAGGAAGCAGAUGGUGAAUGCAAUGGCACCCACGAGAUUGAGCUAUGCGAGAUUAUGCCUGAAGGCCACGAGAAGGCAGACCCCAGCCAGUUUGAACUCCUCAAAGUCCUUGGCCAAGGAUCCUUUGGCAAGGUUUUUCUGGUGCGAAAGAUAAGUGGUCAGGAUACUGGUACUCUAUAUGCCAUGAAGGUGCUCAAGAAGGCCACACUUAAGGUGCGUGACAGAGUGCGGACCAAGAUGGAACGAGAUAUUCUCGCAGAUGUUAAUCAUCCAUUCGUAGUGAAGCUGCACUAUGCCUUCCAAACGGAGGGAAAACUCUACCUCAUACUAGAUUUCCUGAGGGGCGGAGAUCUCUUCACAAGACUAUCAAAAGAGAUCAUGUUCACAGAAGAGGAUGUUAAAUUUUAUUUAGCAGAAUUAGCAUUAGCAUUAGAUCAUCUUCAUUCAGUUGGUGUUAUCUACAGAGACCUAAAACCUGAAAACAUACUUCUAGAUGCAGAUGGCCACAUAUCCCUCACAGACUUUGGCCUGUGUAAGGAAGCACUAGAUGACCAGAAGGCAUAUAGUUUCUGUGGCACAGUAGAAUACAUGGCACCAGAGGUGGUUAACCGCAGGGGGCACAACACAGCUGCAGACUGGUGGUCAUUUGGUGUUCUUUUGUUUGAGAUGUUGACAGGAGCUUUACCAUUCCAAGGUGCAAACAGGAAGGAAACAAUGACAUUAAUUCUUAAAGCUAAGCUAGGGAUGCCAGCGUACCUGAGCCCAGAGGCACAGUCUCUCCUCCGGGCACUCUUCAAAAGGAACCCAGCCAACAGAUUAGGUGCAGGUCCAGAAGGAGUAGAAGAGUUAAAGCGUCAUCCAUUCUUUUCAUCCAUUGACUGGAGCAAACUGUAUAGUAAGGAAAUUGAACCACCCUUUAAGCCUGCUGUUUCAAAAGCAGACGAUACAUUUUACUUUGAUCAAGAGUUCACCACAAGGACACCUAAAGAUUCUCCUGGUGUUCCUCCAAGUGCCAAUGCCCAUCAAAUGUUUAAGGGGUUCAGCUUUGUAGCGCCCUUUUUAUUAGAUGAUCAAGUUGAUGGGGUGGAGAUAAUGCAGUCACACCCAGCUGAGAAGACAACACUUAGCAAGAGAUUAUCAGGUGUGAAACCUAACAGCAUACAUGAUGAGUAUGAUCUCUCUGAAGAGGUUGGUCGUGGCAGCUACAGUGUUUGUCGACGUUGUGUCCACCGGGUAACUAGGCAAGAAUAUGCUGUUAAAAUUAUACCCAAGAAGACUCGGGACUGCCAAGAAGAGAUUGAGAUACUCUACAGAUACGGCCAUCAUUCAAAUAUAAUUUCUUUACGAGAUGUUUAUGAAGAUGAUGCACAUGUGUACCUGGUGAUGGAGCUCAUGAAGGGAGGGGAGCUGCUAGACAAGAUCCUACGGCAGAAAUUUUUCUCAGAAAGGGAAGCUUCAGCUGUGUUGCUUACCUUAACUAAUGCCGUCCAGUACUUGCACCAAAAUGGGGUAGUCCACAGGGAUCUUAAGCCAUCAAAUAUUAUGUAUGCUGACAUCUCGGGAAGUCCAGAAUCAUUGAGGAUAUGUGAUUUUGGCUUUGCCAAACAACUCCGUGCAGAGAAUGGGCUUCUAAUGACGCCAUGUUACACUGCCAACUUUGUUGCCCCAGAAGUAUUGAAGAAACAAGGCUAUGAUGCUGCAUGUGACAUAUGGAGCUUAGGAGUGCUCCUCUACACAAUGUUGGCAGG
This is a messenger RNA of Homarus americanus (American lobster), 3160 nucleotides long. RefSeq names its product ribosomal protein S6 kinase alpha-3-like (gene S6kII). Gene Ontology annotation, biological process: intracellular signal transduction; protein phosphorylation. The record is from RefSeq and is a predicted model, not a curated record. Gene Ontology annotation, molecular function: magnesium ion binding; ribosomal protein S6 kinase activity; ATP binding. NCBI's taxonomy places the organism in Eukaryota, Metazoa, Arthropoda, Malacostraca, Decapoda, Nephropidae.